Messenger RNA from Durusdinium trenchii, 558 nucleotides. The record is from the annotation of a GenBank genome assembly. Lineage: Eukaryota; Dinophyceae; Suessiales; Symbiodiniaceae.
AUGGCCGAUCGGCGAAAGCUGCGACAAGCCCAACGUGAGAGGCUCCGGAACCACCAUGCGGGGGUCGCCUUGCAGGGGCGACCGCAGAGCCGGACCAGCUCCAGCAGUGUGGCCGACGUUGCUGCCUUAGAGCUUCCCACCUCGGAAGCUCAGGCCUUGAAGUUGCGAGCCUUCCGGGUGGAUUUGGAGGCGCGGGGCUUGGUGGGUGGCUUGACCCUCGAGGAGCAAGCGGCGCUGGAGCCGGUGGAGGUGUCGCGGGUCUGGUUGGAAUCCGGGUGGACCCGGUCAUUGGUGGCCUGUUUGGAACUGGCACCCGAGGCGUCGGCAGAGAAGCUGCCGGUGCAGUUGAAGCGACCAGACGAGGCCGGUCGCCUGGGUGGCUUCUCUUUUCGUUUCCUGUCCAUGAUGGAGGGUAUGUGUGAUCAAGCUUUGAUCCGAAUCUUCGGGACCCGUGCGGCUGGAGCUCUGCCUUCUUCGACUCAGGCGGCGCCAGCACGGGGAGCUGUAGGUGAGCUGCUGACUGCGCCAGGACAGGGGGGGUCAAAGAAAGAGGGUUAA